GAACCAUUCUUCGCUCUGAGAAACAGGAAACGCAUUAAUUUGUGUUGCUCAAAGCGGAAGUAUGCUUCUGGAGUCACAUUGAGAACUCAAAUCCCGGUCAAACAAACAUCAGGAGCAGAGACCAGUCAGCUCAUCCCUGAUGACCUUCUCUGGAUGAUCAUUAACAAUGUUUCCUUCAAGGGUUGUCCCCCGUUUAUUACGUAGAGCAACGUGUGCACUUCAAGCCCAUGGAGAAAUUCUGAAUGGAUGUGUACAACCGGUUCUUCCUGCUUACUGCUCUUUGCUACAACAAAAACUGAGAAACUACUCUACAGCUGCAGACAACAGAUCUCCUCCUCAAUGGGUACAACUGGAGCCAGAACUGGACGAGGCUCUUGUGCCGCGUAAAUUGUCAGUGAGUCCUCUGGAGAGCUGGCUCUCCCUGCGCUACUCUCUUCCUCCCCUGCUGGAGUCCGUUCAGCCGCUGGAGGACGUAGGGCUGCUGGAUGAGAAGGUGCUGCCCCCCAUCGCUGUCCCUGUUUUGGAGGAUGGGGAGGGUUCAGCGACACCUCUUAGUUGUAAGAAUGUUCUGGAGAUCCGACGGCGGAAGAUGAACCGACAUAAAUACAGGAAACUGCUUAAACGGACUAAAUUCUUGAGGAGGAGAGUGCUAGAGGGCAGGGGGAAAAAGAAGCAGAAACGAUUUGAGGAGGAUCUGAAGAGGAUUUGGACACGAGCUGGACUGAAGAAGGCUCCAGAGGGAUGGAAUGUGCCUAAGAUCUUCAUUAAACAGCAUGGAAACAAAAGAGACUGAGAAUCACUGACCGUCAAAUCGAGUCAGUGUCACAUCCCUCACACUGGAUGGCUCUGGACACUCCACAUCACACAGUGCAGUUAAAACAAUCAGCCUGCUCUCUGUGCUCUGCUGGUUAAUUGAAGCAUGUUUCAGUGAUAAGGAGAUAUUCUCUUUGUGUGUACAAUUAUUUUAACGAGGUGUACAUAAUCUAAUAAAGAUCAUUCUCUGUCAAA
Anoplopoma fimbria (sablefish) is the source of this 1008-nucleotide messenger RNA. RefSeq names its product aurora kinase A interacting protein 1 (gene aurkaip1). The coding region runs from base 167 to 793 and encodes 208 amino acids. The record is from RefSeq and is a predicted model, not a curated record. Gene Ontology annotation, cellular component: mitochondrion. Gene Ontology annotation, biological process: mRNA processing. The transcript has 4 exons. Lineage: Eukaryota; Metazoa; Chordata; Actinopteri; Perciformes; Anoplopomatidae.